Malus domestica (apple) is the source of this 740-nucleotide messenger RNA. Its product is annotated as outer envelope pore protein 16, chloroplastic-like. Gene Ontology annotation, molecular function: amino acid transmembrane transporter activity. Lineage: Eukaryota; Viridiplantae; Streptophyta; Magnoliopsida; Rosales; Rosaceae. Gene Ontology annotation, biological process: protein import into chloroplast stroma. The record is from RefSeq and is a predicted model, not a curated record. Gene Ontology annotation, cellular component: chloroplast outer membrane.
CACCCCCACCAAUUUUGUCAUCAGUGUUAGUCACAGAGAGAGAGAGAGUGAGGAGACAGAGAAAGAAGAAGAAGAUGCCGAGAAGCAGUUUCUCAGGGGCGCUUACAGGGCCGCAAGUCGACGUGGUCAUCGACUUGGGAAACCCCUUGCUCAACCACAUCGUCGAUGGCUUCUUGAAGAUCGGAACCGUUGCUGCUACCAGAGCUGUUGCAGAGGAUGCUUUCUCUGCGGCCAAGAAAAGGAGCAUUUCGACUAGCGACUUUAAGCACACUUUGAAGAAGAUGUGUAAAGAAGGUGCAUAUUGGGGAACUGUAGCUGGACUGUACGUGGGAGCAGAGUAUGGUAUCGAGAGGGUCGGUGGACACAGAGACUGGACUUCGAUUGGAACUUCUGCAUCUGCUCACCCUUUUUCUUCUGAUAUCCUCCAGAAGAAUGCAUUGCUCGGGGGUGCAUUGACAGGGGCUCUAGUAUCUGCAGCCAGCAAAGAGAACAAGGAUAAAGUUCUGGUGGAUGCAAUUACAGGAGGUGCCAUUGCGACCGCUGUGGAAUUCAUCAACUAUCUCACCUGAACAUGGACGUAAUAUUCUACCCGAUCUCUUUGUAGAUCCUGGAGAACUAUGAGUAGGUUUCUCGUGUCAUCUUCCUCAUGAAUUCGUAGAGCAUUGUAUAAAGAAUGUUCAAGGGUUCAUCUAAACUACUGAAGGUUGAUACAAUGAAUUAUGAAUCUUCUGUUUUUAUCA